UAACUGGUUUUAUUUACAACCCUUGCUAUUAGCUUUAGCUGGUGGAAGUUGGUAUUCCCUUCUAGCUCCAGUGCACUGCGAAUACUGCUGCAGCAGACGACGCCGUCAGUCGAACAACCACUGCAACAUUUCUUCUGGAUUAUUGGUUCUGCUGAUUAAGUCAUCGCCAGGAGCAGAGUUAUGAACGUGUUAAGAAGAUUCCACUUCAUCAGAAAACCAGAAGUAUUCCGCUGCGUGUCAUCAGUGUCAUCAUGCGAGUCUGUUGUGGCAGAGCCGUUGGAGCAGCGGGGUCUCGUAAGGGUCGCGGGAGAAGAGGUUUAUGGAUUUCUCCAAGGUCUUAUGACAAAUGACAUAUCUCAUGUCCAGUCAGGCAUUUCAUCUAUGUACAGCAUGUUUUUGAAUACAAGAGGUCGUGUUAUCUAUGAUACUAUAAUUUACCAGAGUGCUGAGCCUGGAGUGUUAUACAUUGAAUGUGAUAGCUCUGUUACUUCAUCACUAUCUAAACACCUAAAGGUAUAUCGUUUGAGAAAAAAAGUCAGCAUAGAUGUUGAAGAUAGCUAUAAGGUGUGGUCUGUGUAUGAGCCAUCAAUUAAUCAAAACCAACAUCCUAUAAAUUUGGUAGAUGACAUGAGGGACCAUCUCCUAGGGAAAGUUCUUCCUUGUGAAGAGUUAGAACUUAGUAAAAAGGAAAGAAAGGAUGGCUUUAGCAUUAAUUCUAUUUCUUCCAAGAAUAAUGUUCUAAUUUUUAGAGAUCCUAGGAUUUCUGAGCUAGGCUUGCGAGUUGUUUGUCCAUCUUCAGAAGAUCUCACAAAAUCUCUUGGAGUGGGACGAGGUUCUUCUUAUCGUUUUCUGAGGUAUUGCCUGGGAGUUGGUGAGGGGGUUUUAGACUUGCCUCCUGAUCAAUGUUUCCCUCUAGAAGCCAAUUGUGACUAUUUACAUGGUGUUAGUUUCCAUAAAGGCUGUUAUAUUGGACAAGAACUAACUGCUAGGGUGUACCACACUGGAGUGGUUCGCAAACGGCUUAUGCCUCUUCUCCUUGAUGGUUCAAUUACUGAGUCCAAUGCUUUAAAGCAAGAGGUCUUAAACGAAAACAACAAAGCUGUGGGCAAGGUACGAGGUGUUGAAGGUUUGUCAGCUCUCGGAGUUCUACGUAUAUCAGAGGUACUCUCUGCAAAAAGCUUAACUUUAUGUAGUACUAAUGUUAAGACAAUGAGACCUAGCUGGUGGCCAAAGCAAGCUCCAAAAGAAUUAGAAUCCAGAGACAAGCAGUGAAUGAAAUAAUUUGUGCUGUCAAAUGUGAAGUUUUGGAAUUUAUUUAUUUCCAAGCCAUUAGUGUAUUUUGUGUUAUACGUUCUUUGUCUUUCAUUCUAUUUUUAUUAAAGAUUAGAGAGGAAAUUAAA
This is a messenger RNA of Thrips palmi, 1400 nucleotides long. Its product is annotated as putative transferase CAF17 homolog, mitochondrial. The transcript has 2 exons. The coding region runs from base 181 to 1272 and encodes 363 amino acids. Lineage: Eukaryota; Metazoa; Arthropoda; Insecta; Thysanoptera; Thripidae. The record is from RefSeq and is a predicted model, not a curated record. Gene Ontology annotation, cellular component: mitochondrial matrix. Gene Ontology annotation, molecular function: protein binding.